CACGCACUCGACUUGAUGGUCAACGUGCAAGACAAGCAGCUUCAAGGGCAGCUGAGAAUCCGAUACAGAGACGGACUCGAAGUGAAGAUCAGCGUAGACGACAAGCAGCCUCAAGGGCAGCGCAAUGGACAUUUAUGGAAGGGGAAGCAUUUCGGUAUGGUCCAGCCAACAACUAUGACAGCCAUCCUCAACUUUAUAUUGGACAAAUGAGCGAUGUUUGUCCAUACUGUAAUGCCCUCAAGUGGCAUGCAGAAACACGAGGUAUGUGCUGUUCUGGUGGUAAAGUAAAGUUACCUGAACUUCAGCCUCCUCCUGAACCACUGAAAAUCAUUAAUAUCUGUGCAACAUUUCGUGAAGCAUGUCAAUUACAGGGAUUACUGGAAGAUGAUCAGCAAUGGGAUGCCACUAUGUCCGAAGCAGCUGCAGCUCAAUCACCAGCAAGAUUGAGAAAUCUAUUUGCUCUUAUACUAGCUGUUUGUGGACCAUCGAAUCCAAAACAAUUAUGGGAGCCGUACAAAGAAAGCUUGACUGAAGACAUUCUGAGAAAUGCUCGCAGACAAAAUCCUGGAAUGAAUUUGGAUUAUACACCAGAUAUGUUUAAUCAAGCACUGAUUAUUAUUGAAAAUAAAGUUUUAGAGAUGGGUGGCAAAGAACUUGAGAAAUUAGAGCUUCCAACUCCUAAACGAAAUUCGGGUGAUCGAUUAAACAGUGCAAUGCUCAGAGAAACAAGUUAUGAUGUGAAAGAGUUGGAUGCUUAUAUAACAGCAAAUGAGCCACUGUUGGUACCGGAUCAGAGAGCUGCAUACAAUGCGAUUUUGAAUCAGAUCGAGAAGAAAGCUGGUGGAAUAAUCUUCCUUGAUGCACCUGGUGGAACAGGAAAGACAUUUGUCAUUAAUUUGUUAUUGGCUAAAAUCCGGCAUCAGUCAAAGAUUGCGAUUGCGGUCGCCUCUUCCGGUAUCGCUGCUACGCUGCUUCAAGGUGGCCGUACUGCGCACUCGACAUUAAAGUUACCUCUUAAGUUUUUGGAAAAUCAAACUCAUGUCUGUAGUAUUACCAAAGGAACUAGCGAAGCAAAGGUUCUGCAAGAAUGUGAACUUAUUGUAUGGGACGAGUGCACAAUGGCUCAUAGGUAUGCAUUAGAAGCUUUGAACCAUACUUUACAGGAUCUUCGUAACAAUGGAAAGAAUAUGGGUGGAGUAGUUGUACUUAUUGCUGGCGAUUUUAGACAAACAUUACCAGUUAUUCCAAAGGGUACUAUGGCUGAUGAGCUAAAAGCUUGCUUGAAAUCUUCGUAUCUUUGGAGACAUGUUGUACCAUUUAAACUCAGUACUAACAUGAGAGUGCACUUACAAGGUGACGUAUCUGCCGGCCGUUUCGCUGAACAACUUCUCGCAAUUGGAAAUGGCGAAAUACCUGCUGACCCAGUCAGUGGACUUAUCAAUAUUUCAGACAACUUUUGCAAUAUCGUUGAAUCAGUCGAAGA
Molecule: messenger RNA, 1483 nt
Organism: Rotaria sp. Silwood1
Lineage: Eukaryota; Metazoa; Rotifera; Eurotatoria; Philodinida; Philodinidae
Source: the annotation of a GenBank genome assembly